Molecule: messenger RNA, 999 nt
Organism: Dothidotthia symphoricarpi CBS 119687
Lineage: Eukaryota; Fungi; Ascomycota; Dothideomycetes; Pleosporales; Dothidotthiaceae
Product: NAD(P)-binding protein
Exons: 2
Coding region: 1-906 (301 amino acids)
Cellular component (GO): intracellular anatomical structure
Molecular function (GO): oxidoreductase activity, acting on NAD(P)H, oxygen as acceptor
Source: RefSeq, a predicted model, not a curated record
AUGUCUGAAAACAAAGAAGAAGACCGAGCCUCGCUCGUCAACCGCCAGCUCCCAGAGAUGACACUGUCGACGGCGGAGAACCCCCUCACAGCGCCGCGCCCCCCGCCAGCAGACCUCUCCGCGCCGCAACGAGCCCAGUACAGGUUCCAGGUCAAGGGCAAUGCGAUCAUCACAGGCGGCGCAGGCACACUCGCCCUGGAAGCAGCCCAAGCCCUCCUCGAGCACGGCGCCUCGGGCCUCGCGCUCUGGGACAUGAACCCGGACCAAGCCUUCGAGAGCGUGAAGCUCCUGCACGCCAAGUUCCCCGACCGGCGCAUCAUCACCGAAGUAGUCGACGUGCGCGACGAGGCGCAAAUCGCGUCCGCAAUCGAGAGCACGGUGAAAGUGCUCGGCAGCAUCGACAUGCUGUGCUGCUUCGCGGGGGUGGUAGGCUGCACGCACGCCAUCGACAUGGCCGCCGCGGAAUGGCGACGCACGCACGACAUCAACCUAACCGGCUCGUUUCUGUGCGCGCAAGCCGCCGCGCGCCAGAUGCGCGUCCAGGGCACGGGUGGCUGCGUCGUCUUCACGGCCUCGAUAUCCGCGCACCACACAAACUACCCGCAGCCGCAGGCCGCGUACAAUAGCUCCAAGACGGCGUUGCUGUCGCUGGCGAAGAGUCUGGCUGCUGAGUGGAGCAGCUAUGGUAUCCGUGUGAACUGUUUAAGCCCCGGUUACAUGGAUACUAUAUUAAAUUUUGGUCCAGGGCUUCAGAGGGCGCGGGAUAGCUGGAAUUCGCGGAAUCCCAUGGGCAGGAUGGGCCAUCCGUGGGAACUGACGGGGCCGCUGGUUACGCUGUGUAGUAAUGCGGGGCGGUACAUAAAUGGGACGGAUAUUAUUGUCGAUGGAGGGGCUAUGGUCUUUUAAUAGUAGAUGGUGUUAUCUCGCAUGUCGUUGCGCUGCGAAAUGGAGAUGCUUUGCAAUAUGUACAUGGAUGGACGGAGUGUGUAUGAAUCCAAC